This is a messenger RNA of Ictalurus punctatus (channel catfish), 5996 nucleotides long. RefSeq names its product calcium/calmodulin-dependent protein kinase IGb (gene camk1gb). Gene Ontology annotation, cellular component: intracellular anatomical structure. The record is from RefSeq and is a predicted model, not a curated record. Lineage: Eukaryota; Metazoa; Chordata; Actinopteri; Siluriformes; Ictaluridae. The coding region runs from base 3684 to 5138 and encodes 484 amino acids. Gene Ontology annotation, biological process: peptidyl-serine phosphorylation. The transcript has 13 exons. Gene Ontology annotation, molecular function: calcium/calmodulin-dependent protein kinase activity; ATP binding; calmodulin binding.
CUAUUGCCAUGGCGACAUUCCUAAGCACAUAAUGGCUGCUGAAUCUGCUCACCCUGAUAUACAGUCAGUGUAGACCAAUGAUUGGUCAAAUGCAGUUGAAUAGACAUCCUGAACUCUACCAGCACAAAAAUCUUCAGUAAAAGGAUAGUAUCUGUUGGAAAAUCGAUCUUUUCAUUAUCGCUAUUCAUCUUGAUCUCGAUCACAGGUGCGUUUAUGCUUUCGUGUGGUUUCGGCUUUGUUAAACACGAUCUGGUAAGGUAGUUCACAUGAGAGAGAAACAAACACAGCACAUUAGCAUCAAAAAAAGACAUCAUCUUUUUUUAUUACAGCAUUAUUUGUGCCUACCAAAUCACCACCAGAUAACCUCCAGAGAUUCUCUUCCUACAUUCAUCAGUAAUGUGAUGUAAUGGAAAAGUGACACAUGAAUUUAGAUUCGGAUUUAUUGCCGGUGGGAUCUGCGGUCGUGGUCAUUAUUUCAUUAACCCACGUUCCCCAUAGUCCACAUGUUUUGCAAGCCAUCAUAUCAGGUUAUGUUUCGCUGCAUGUUGACCACAGAGCUACAUCAGGCUGGACCACUAUUGAGACCGUUGGCUUCUGAACCAGAAGCAUUACUGUCGCUCUAAGAUUAAGCAGUUGAUCCGCUAUCCUGUGUGGAAGCUACCGUUUCAGUUUCAAUAGGGCAACCAUAAAAUGCGCCUGCAUUUGCCACUGCUUAUGAGCCUCAUUCCUGUUUUACACUCUGAGGAUCAGAGCACUCUGAUGGCAUGCUAUCAGUACUCUAUGCAAGUGUGGGUUUCGAGAAUGAGAAGCAGCCACUGAGAAUACGUUUGAGGCCAUCUGCAUGCGCGACAGCUGUAUUAACCACCUCUGACCACUGUUGCAUUCCUAACAGCUUUUGAAUUUGUCUCACACCCGCUGCCAACUUCUCUUCGUUCCAACAAGGCACUCGCACGUCCCAUUCCUGGAGGCUGGGCAGCUGUAUUCUGCUCGUUUUUAUUCCUGCUUUACAACGCACCAGAGACUUGCUUACCUUUUUUCUUCCUAGAGGGCUCCAUAGCCAUGUCUGCUGUUCACUUCACUUCACUCCUUGCUGUGACCACACUUCAUCAGAGGAAGGAGAAUGAAUAACCAGCAGAAUGGAAUAGCCGGUCUGCUUUGUGCAGAAGGUUGGUGGAGUUCCACAAUUCACAAUUAGUUCUGAAUUUCUAAUUAAAUUAUGACACGGACAACAGGACACAUGGCUGUUCUUAUUCGACCAGGACAACAACAGUAACAUGUUAAAACGCUAGAAUCACCCGAGUGGUGUGUCGGUGCACUUCCUCAGUUCCCUGACGAGAUGGGAAUUGACGAAAGAAUAAGCAUGAUGUAGUGGGGACCUUUUACAGGGUACCCAUGCGGGGUCACAUUCAUGGUCACAGUCACAAAGUGACAACUUUGCCGUUGGUACUGAGCAAGGAAACUCCACAAGUUCAGAAACAGACUGCCCUAGUGGUCUGGAACAAAAACAAGUAGAACCUGGAGAAAAUGCUGUGAAAUCAAAAUAUCAAAGAUACUGAAGAGAGCAGAAUUGUUAUUAUAUUAUAUAAUCAUAAAUUGUUAAUUCCUUUAAUUCCUAUACAAAAUGCCGAUUGCAGUAGCCCCCAAGUGGUGCAACAGGAAAGCAUUUAAUCUAUUGUAAGUGGGUGCAAGUCCAAAUCCUGGCGAUGUCAUUGCUAUGCGUGGCCAGGAGCCAAGGAAGCAAAAUUGGCCAUGUUCUCCAGGUGGGGAGGAUUUCAUACUUUCUCCCCUGUCAAUCUCAACAAAACUAGACAAUCAUUUGGAAGAGCUCCUCAUUUGGCAGGUGGCAUACUGUAAAAUGAACAAGAACUUUAUUUGCUUCAACGUGCUUUAUGGUUACAAGAGACAAAAUAGUUUUCACCAUUUCUUCUUGAAUCUCCAAGUGUGUAAUAGAGAAAGUUCCACAUUCAUCCACGGAAAUGUAAAUAGGCCAGUGUGUUUGCGAGUCCGCACGGAACGUCACCACCCAUCUCUAUUCACAUCGCUUACACGGAACUAUCUAGAGAACUCCAUAUUUAGUUUCCAAUCUCCCUUACUUAGCAACAUCAAACACACACAUUUGUAAUUACCGUGUUCACAUGGGUUUACUCCUGCUGUAACCUUCUCCAGGAUGUGGAUGUUUGCAUGGGAAAUCCCACUGAAAUCCUGUUGAGAUGCUUUUUGUUUUGCUACCUGAAUGUCUCACGGCCACCGUUCCCGAGCUGACCGGGAUAAACCGGUUACUGAAAAUGAAUUAAUGAAUGAAUAUUACAGAAUGAACACUCUCUCUACCGGUUAAAAUAAUCUUUACAGUGGGUUUGUGAAAGCAUAGGGACAGUAUGCCUGUAUGCAUACAGGCGAACGCGAUUAGGAAGAGUCAUGAGAUGUCAUGAUAUGGUAAUCCUGAUUGACUGCAGAAGUUAAUAUGCUGUCUGAGCCUGUGCCAACUCACCUGCUUGUCACUGAUCAUCCUGCUUCACUGACAGUAACUACCUGGUUUUACUAUAAUAUUUUCUUUAUUUGAAUAAUUUAAUUAAUAUCCUGGCGGUGCAGUGGGUAGCACUGUUUUUCUAAAUACUAAAUACUUGGGGGGAGUACAUCUUCUUCUUAUAUGUAUGUAGGUUUCCUCUGGGGUCUCCGGUUUCCGACCCCCCAAAACAUGCAUGCAGGUGUACUGGUCACUCAUGAAUUGCCUUUCAGUUUGAAUUAGUAUGAAUUUGUGUGCAUGGUGCCCUGCGAAGUGCAUGGUGGAUUAGUGGUACGCACGUUCGCCACACACCACAAGAGUCUGGGGCUCGAAUCCUGCCGCUGCCCUGUGUGUGCAGAGUUUGCAAGUUCUCCGGGUUUCCUCCCCCGGUCCAAAGACAUGCAUGGUAGGCUGAUUGGCGUGUCCAGAGUGUCCGUAGUGUAUGAAUGUGUGUGUGAUUGUGCCCUGCAAUGGAUUGGCACCCUGUCCAGGGUGUACCCCACCUUGUGCCCCGUGCCUCCUGGGAUAGACUCCAGGUUCCCCCGUGACCCUGAAAAGGAUAAGCGGUGUAGAAGAUGGAUGGACGAGUGUCCUGCAAUGGACCGGCAUCUCAUACAGGGUCAAGCCCAGUGUUCCUGGGAUGGGUUCCAAAUCUGCUGAAUCUUCCUGGCCAAGAUGUUCAAGAUGAAUGAAUGAAUGCAGACAUAAGGAGCAGUAUAGCCUGUUAUAAUUCAACUGCAUGAAGCUGUCAGUGAAAUACAGCCCCAUAAGCCUGUAACACUGACAGGUCUACAGUAUGUUGGAGAGAGUGAUGCACUGUUCCCCCAGCACCCCUCCCCUCUCACUCUCUAUCCUCCUUUAUGUCCCUGCGUCUCCACGAGACAAUCUGUCCAAAUCUUUUGGCAGGAGAGUCGGAGCGAGGCAUCUCGCACCCCUCCUCGGCGCUAGGUAAGUCAAAGCUGCACAUAAGCUUCUUUCCGCGUUAUUCAUAAAGCACUGGGACUGGCGCGCGCUGCUGCACGUCGGAGUCAAAGUUUGAACAACGCGCACGCGAUCACGAUUAUUACUUUGCCGUGGUAGAUUUUUUUUCGCUAGGGCACAGGACAGGGUUUAUUUGUGGGGAGCUCGUGCACUGUACUCGCAUGGUCAUGUGCUCCGACCGCACGCGCCUGCGUGGUCCAUGUUCGUGUCGCUGAGAUCAGCGCAUCAGUUGCUCCGGUUGUCUCGCGCUGUCCUCUGUCCCUGCUGUCCCUGCUGUCCCUGUCUACCCAUACUGAACACCUGGAGCUCUUACAUUCCAGAAGAAAUCCCUGGAGAAACUUCCGCUGAAAUGGGUCGCAAAGAGGCCGACUAUGACUGGAAGAAGAGCACUGACAACAUUCAAGAAGUGUUCGACUUCAUAGAGGUGCUCGGAUCGGGAGCGUUCUCUGAGGUGUUCAUGGUGAAGGAGAGGAAAACAGGAAAGCUCUUUGCCAUAAAGUGUGUGAAGAAAAAGAACAAAAGAGACAUCAGCUUGGAGAAUGAGAUUGCUGUGUUAAGGAGGAUUAAACAUGAAAAUGUUGUGGGGUUGGAAGAUCUCUACGAAAGUCGCACUCAUUACUACCUUGUCAUGCAGCUUGUUUCAGGUGGUGAACUGUUCGAUCGGAUCCUGGACCGGGGAGUGUACUCGGAGAAGGAUGCUAGCUUGGUGAUCAGGCAGGUACUUGAGGGAGUUAACUACCUGCAUAAGAAUGGCAUAGUACAUCGUGAUCUCAAGCCUGAGAACUUGUUGUACUACAGUCCAGAUGAGGAGUCCAAGAUAAUGAUCAGCGAUUUUGGACUUUCAAAGAUGGAGGACAAGGGCAUCAUGUCCACAGCCUGUGGUACCCCAGGCUAUGUGGCUCCAGAGGUGUUGGCUCAGAAGCCUUACAGUAAAGCAGUGGACUGCUGGUCUAUUGGAGUCAUUACAUACAUACUUCUCUGUGGAUAUCCCCCCUUUUACGAGGAAUCAGAGACUCGUCUUUUCUUGAAGAUCAUGAAAGCCCAGUAUGAGUUUGACUCUCCUUUCUGGGACGACAUCUCAGAAUCUGCAAAGGACUUCAUCCGCAACAUGAUGAAGAAGAAUCCUAAUUUGCGCUACACAACAGAGCAAGCUCUUAGACAUCCCUGGAUCAUUGGAAAGACCGCCCAAAGCCGUGAUAUCUACCAUUCCGUCAGUGAGCAGAUCCAGAAGAACUUUGCCAAGUCCAAGUGGAAGCAAGCUUUCAAUGCGACAGUGGCCAUCAACCACAUGAAGAAACUACAGCUUGCUCAUGGUGAGGCCUCAGUCAAACAGAGCCAGACAAAGACUCAGCUGCCUGACAUAAAAGUCAUUGCAACAUCUCACCUUGAAGCAACAGACAACAACCCGGUCCAUGACAUUUUAGAACCCAGUGGCAACCUGCCUUGCAGUCAUAUGACUUUGCCAUCUGUUUCCAUGGAAACAAAGACUCAGUACCUUCUGCCGAAGGUCAGCCAUAGUGUUACACUCACAGUCAAUGAGAAGACCAAGCAUGUGUACCACUCCGAACCAGGAAACCUAAAUGGGUAUGAGAAGACGGGCAGUCACAGUGGGGAGAAACUUCAGACUUCAGCAGGUGUCUGCUCUGUCAUGUGACUGGCCUUUGCAGCAUUAUGAGUGGACUUUAAUAGAUCUGUGACCUGUCUCUUGGCCACUUUGGCCAAAGUGCUUUGGGCUUUGGCUCCUUUGGGAUACGGAGCGAUUACAAGACAGCUGACCUGGUGCUUGUUGGCUUCACCAAUGUAUUGGAGUUGACAAGAGUGCCUCCAUAUCAUCAUGCACAGACAUGACUUUACAUACACAACACAAGGGAAAUGACACGCAGUACUCUGAGAGCAGAACAACACGCUUAGGCACCUGAUUAUAUUAUAGCACAAACAGUUUGUUCCUCAGGACUGGGAACUCCAGCCCUGUGUAUUAUUUCUAUGAAGAUCACUCCAUUUUAUCAUGAACUUGUGUGCUUCAUAUUACAUUUUGAGUAUUGGUGAUGUGAAAUUAUUAUUAUUUAUUUAUUUAUUUAUUUAUUUCCUAAUAGUCUGUGAUUUGCUGUGUAUUUAACAAUGUAUCAGAGAAGAUACUAAAUCCAUUAAUCCAUUAAUUGCUGAACCCAGACUGUGGCUGGCAGGAAUUCCCUCUUGCCAUUCCAUUAUAGUAAUAGAUUUUUUUUUUCUUGCUUAAUGUAUCUUAGAGCCAAAGUUUAUUUUUUAUAAUAAAUAUAUGAAUGUUAUAUACAAGCAGAAUUAUGCAUUUUGUUUUACAAUAUCCCGUAUCACUACACCCACUACCAUAAAAGAAUGUCUUUCCUGGUUUUUUUUAUAUAUAUAAUAUAACCAUUUGCCAAUGUUCCUGACACUCCGGAAAAGUGUGGGCGUUUUGUAAAUAUAUUUGUUAAUACUCAAUUAUCAAGCGAGAUAUAAAUAAUAAAUAAGUGUCCUAUUAUUGUGCAAUAUUCAA